Punica granatum (pomegranate) is the source of this 1720-nucleotide messenger RNA. Lineage: Eukaryota; Viridiplantae; Streptophyta; Magnoliopsida; Myrtales; Lythraceae. The record is from RefSeq and is a predicted model, not a curated record.
AAGGCCUAUAUUCAUCAGCCUCUUAGAUCCGUAAUAGUAAUCUCAUACCCCCAAUGGUAGCUCAAAGUUGGCCGGUAUGGACGGCGAUUCUCUUACUUGUGAUUUCUUAUCUAUGGAGGAAGAAGACGAAGACGGUGGCCAAGAGGAAGGGCGUGAAACUACCUCCGGGCCCUCGGGGCCUGCCCAUCCUAGGCAGCCUCCUCGCUUUGGGCGAGAACCCUCACCGCGACCUCCACAAGCUGGCCCAAAAAUAUGGCCCCAUCAUGCACCUUAGGCUCGGGUUCGUGCCCGCAAUAGUCGUCUCCUCCCCAGAGGCUGCGGAGCAGUUCCUCAAGACUCAUGAUCUUGUAUUCGCGAGCAGGCCGCUUCACGAGGCCGCGUGGUACAUAUCAUGGGAGCAGAGCAGCCUCUCGUUCGCACCCUAUGGGGCUUACUGGCGGAAUGCCCGGAAGAUGUGCGUGCUUGAGCUGCUAAGUGCCCAUAAGAUCGGGUCUUUCAGGGCCAUGAGGAGGGAGGAGGUGGGGCUGAUGGUCGAGUCCCUGAGAGCGGCUGCACAUGAAGGCGCCACGGUGGACGUCACCUCCAAGGUUUCGGCUCUGAGCACGGACAUGAGCUGCCUGAUGGUGUUCGGGAAGAAGUACAUGGACGAAGAGUUGGACGAGAAAGGGUUCAAGGGAGUGAUUCAAGAGGGCAUGCAGUUGGGGGCAACUCCUAAUAUGGGAGAUUAUAUUCCGUACGUGGGGGCACUGGACCUCCAGGGGCUGAAGAAGCGAAUGAAGAGGGUGAGGAAGGCGCACGAUGCCUUCUUCGAGAAGAUCAUCGACGAGCACGUCCAGAACCCGAAAAGAGAAGGCGAAUCAAAAGAUUUUGUUGAUGUCAUGGUGAGAUUUCUCGGGUCAGAGGAGGCCGAGUACCGCAUCGACCGCAACCACAUUAAAGCCAUUAUCUUGGACAUGCUGGCUGGCUCGAUGGACACGUCAGCGACAGCAAUAGAAUGGGCCAUGGCGGAGCUCAUGAGGAACCCGUGUGUCAUGCAAAAAGUCCAAGACGAGCUAGAGAAGGUGGUCGGCCUAGACAGACCCAUUGAGGAAUCCGACCUAGAAAACUUGAACUACUUGGACAUGGUCAUCAAGGAAAGCCUUAGGUUACACCCGGUGGCACCACUGCUGCUGCCCCACGAGGCCAUCGAGGACUGCACCAUCAACGGGUUUCACAUACCGAGGAAGUCUCGGGUCAUUGUGAACACAUAUGCCAUCGGCAGGGACCCAAGUGUGUGGCCCAAUCCGGAGUUGUUCUGGCCUGAGAGAUUUGAGGGGAGCGAUGUGGACAUUCGAGGCCGCGACUUUCAGCUCAUACCGUUUGGUUCCGGCCGCAGAGGGUGCCCGGGAUUGCAGCUGGGGUUGACUGUUUUCAAGUUCGUCUUAGCGCAGUUGGUUCACUGCUUCAAAUGGGAGCUCCCAGGUGGUAUGCUGCCGAAGGAUCUGGACAUGACCGAGGAGUUCGGACUCACAGCUCCUCGAGCAAAGCACCUACUGGCUAUACCCUCAUAUCGACUUAAAGCGUUAUGCAGCUAGUUUAUUAGAUCAACGUAUAUAGUGUGAUAAAAGGACCAAGACGUCAUGCUAAUGCAAUAUAUCUGGCAUAUCUGUUCGUCUUCAAAUUAGAUGAUUGAGAGUCCAACAUAUAUAUGUCAGCAUCAGUGCAAGUAAUUUGGCAACCA